UUGAUUUCCGCCUUGCUGAACGUUCCUUUCCUGUCUGCGGCCUUCGGCAAAAUGGCGGUGCAGAUUUCUAAGAAGAGAAAGUUCGUGUCAGACGGCAUCUUCAAGGCCGAGCUGAACGAGUUUCUGACCAGAGAGCUCGCUGAGGAUGGGUACUCCGGUGUUGAGGUCCGGGUCACACCAACAAGGACCGAGAUCAUCAUUCUCGCCACCAGGACUCAAAACGUCCUGGGAGAGAAAGGCCGUCGCAUUAGGGAACUGACUGCUGUUGUCCAGAAGAGGUUUGGUUUCCCAGAGGGCAGUGUGGAGCUUUAUGCUGAGAAGGUUGCCACCAGGGGUCUGUGUGCCAUCGCUCAGGCUGAAUCUCUGCGCUACAAGCUGCUCGGAGGCCUGGCUGUCCGCAGGGCCUGCUAUGGUGUCCUCCGCUUCAUCAUGGAGAGUGGAGCUAAGGGCUGCGAGGUGGUUGUGUCCGGUAAGCUCAGGGGUCAGAGAGCCAAGUCUAUGAAGUUUGUGGAUGGUCUGAUGAUCCACAGUGGAGACCCCGUCAACUACUAUGUGGACACCGCUGUCCGCCACGUCCUGCUCCGACAGGGUGUGCUUGGUAUCAAGGUUAAGAUCAUGCUUCCCUGGGAUCCCAGUGGCAAGAUCGGCCCCAAGAAGCCUCUGCCUGACCAUGUCAGCAUCGUCGAGCCUAAAGAAGAGAUCCUUCCCACCACCCCAGUGUCUGAACAGAAGGGAGCUAAGCCUGAGGUCCCGGUCAUGCCGCAGGGAGCUGCUGUAUCCACUGCAUAAAGGGUGGUUACUGUUGGAUGAUGGACCGCUUGUCGUUUUCUGUACAAAAAUAAAUGGAGAAAUACAA
Trichomycterus rosablanca is the source of this 856-nucleotide messenger RNA. It is a transcript of the gene rps3, whose product is annotated as ribosomal protein S3. NCBI's taxonomy places the organism in Eukaryota, Metazoa, Chordata, Actinopteri, Siluriformes, Trichomycteridae. Gene Ontology annotation, molecular function: RNA binding; structural constituent of ribosome. Gene Ontology annotation, cellular component: cytosolic small ribosomal subunit; nucleus. Gene Ontology annotation, biological process: translation; positive regulation of apoptotic signaling pathway. The coding region runs from base 52 to 789 and encodes 245 amino acids. The transcript has 7 exons. The record is from RefSeq and is a predicted model, not a curated record.